AGCACUUGACUCAAACCACAGCUGCAAGACCUUGAGCGGCUCAGGAAGAACAAAUCCUUGAGUGCGGGCACAAUUGCAGUCCAGCCACAUCUGCCAGGAAAGCAUGUUACUAGCCACGUUUAAGCUGUGUGCUGGAAGCUCCUACAGACAAAUGCGGAACAUGAAAGGACUAAGGCACCAAGCUGUGCGGGCCAUUGGCCAGGAGCUGAGCAGAAGAACACUGGGAGACUCCAGCUCUGGAUGGAUCAGUCAGGUUCCUCGUCGGGGCUCUCUGCUAGGUUCUCAGCUAGAAGCGGCACUCUAUAGUGAGCAGGAGCUGUCCUAUAUCCAGCAGGGAGAGGUGGCUAUGCAGAAGGCCUUGGGCAUCCUCAGCAACCAGGAAGGCUGGAAGAAGGAGAACCAGCAGGAAAAUGGGGAUGAAGUGCUAAGUAAAGUAGUCCCGGAUGUGGGCAAGGUAUUCCGGUUGGAGGUGGUGGUAGACCAGCCCAUGGACAGACUCUAUGAAGAACUUGUGGACCGCAUGGAGGCAAUGGGAGAUUGGAACCCAAACAUCAAGGAAAUCAAGGUCCUGCAAAAGAUUGGGAAAGACACAGUCAUCACUCAUGAGCUGGCUGCGGCAGCAGCAGGAAACCUGGUGGGACCCCGUGACUUUGUGAGCGUGCGCUGUGCCAAGCGCAGAGGGUCCACCUGUGUGUUGGCAGGCAUAGCCACACAUUUUGGGGAGAUGCCUGAACAAAGUGGUGUCAUCAGAGCUGAACACGGUCCCACCUGCAUGGUGCUUCACCCACUGGCUGGAAGUCCCUCGAAGACUAAAUUCACUUGGCUGCUCAGUAUUGACCUCAAGGGGUGGCUGCCAAAGAGCAUCAUCAACCAAGUCUUAUCACAAACCCAGAUGGAGUUUGCCAACCACCUGCGCAAGCGCCUGGAGUCCAUCUCUGCCACUGAGGCCCGAUGUUAAAGACUGUACCCACUACAUCAACCUGCAUGCCAUCAGCAGCCUCUCACAGAAGCCUGCAAGUCUGUUUAAAAUCUUCAGUUGAUGACAACAGCAGGGGUAGUAGUUAUCAGACACUAGGACUGACUGGUA
Phodopus roborovskii (desert hamster) is the source of this 1087-nucleotide messenger RNA. It is a transcript of the gene Star, whose product is annotated as steroidogenic acute regulatory protein. The transcript is spliced from 7 exons. Gene Ontology annotation, cellular component: mitochondrion; mitochondrial intermembrane space. The record is from RefSeq and is a predicted model, not a curated record. The coding region runs from base 104 to 958 and encodes 284 amino acids. NCBI's taxonomy places the organism in Eukaryota, Metazoa, Chordata, Mammalia, Rodentia, Cricetidae. Gene Ontology annotation, biological process: regulation of steroid biosynthetic process; steroid biosynthetic process; intracellular cholesterol transport. Gene Ontology annotation, molecular function: cholesterol binding; cholesterol transfer activity.